AUGGCACUGGUUGUUGUAUUAGGAGCUGGAGUCAUUGGGUUGACAACAGCCUUGGAGUUAAAGCGCUCUAAUGCUAAACUUGAUAUAACUAUAGUAGCUGACCAUUUACCAGGUGACAUUGAUCACACAUACACUUCACCAUUUGCGGGGGCCAAUUGGCAUUCAUUUGCAACUCCUGAAGAUAAACGUUUACAGGAGAUUGAUAAACCUGGCUACAAAAAGUUUUUACAGCUUGCUGCAGCUGAUCCUAGAUCUGGUAUUUGGGCAGUAGAUAAUCUUUCAAUGUAUACAGAUUAUGAAGUAACUUCAAAUAACGGUAACUAUAGAAAGUUCGUUCCCUGGUUCAAGGAUUUUGUUGAUGGAUUUGAGAUUGUCGAUAAACUGAAAUUACCUGAAGGGAUAGCUUUUGCUCACAAAUUCAAAGGUGUUGUUAUAUCUGUUCACACAUAUUUGAAUUAUCUUGUCCAACAAAACAAGGAGAUUGGAAAUGUUAUUAAAAGAAUUCCUCAAAUCCACCACAUUGAGGAUGCUCGAAAGUUUCAUAGUUCUGGUAAGAAAGCCGACUACGUCAUCAAUGCGGCUGGCUUGAAUGCAUCUAAAAUAAAGGGUGUUGAAGAUAAAAAGUUCAAUUUCCCUGUGCGGGGCCAAGUUUUGCUUGUCAAAAACAAUGCUAAAAUACAGUUGGGUGUUGAAGGGUUUCCUGGUUUGCCCAAUGAAAUGUUGUACAUGAUGCCUAGAAAAGAAGGAGGCACGAUUAUAGGUGGUUGCUUUUUAGAAGGGAAUACUUCAGUUUCAGAAGAUAAAGAAUUGACUGCGAGAAUCAUAAAAAGAGCCAUCAAAUAUGCACCAGAAUUGGUUGACCCAAAUUACAAAAACAACCCCAGUAAAAUCGAGAUUGUUAAAGUAAAUGUGGGGUUCAGACCAUUUAGAGAAGAUGGUGCAAGAGUAGAAGUGGACAAAAAAUAUAAAUGGUUAAUUCACAAUUAUGGUGCUGGUGCUGGAGGAUAUCAAGGAAGCUUUGGUUUGAGUAAGUUAGUCGUUGACAUUAUGGAAAAAGAAUUGAGUAAAUUCAAAUCAAAAUUAUAA
This is a messenger RNA of Candida albicans SC5314, 1086 nucleotides long. It is a transcript of the gene DAO1, whose product is annotated as Dao1p. Gene Ontology annotation, molecular function: D-amino-acid oxidase activity; FAD binding. The record is from RefSeq and is a predicted model, not a curated record. Lineage: Eukaryota; Fungi; Ascomycota; Pichiomycetes; Serinales; Debaryomycetaceae. Bases 1 to 1086 code for a protein of 361 amino acids. The transcript has a single exon.